CCGACCCCUCUCGUCCCACGCGACUUCUUUGCUUGGACGCCCAAACGACGUCACGUUGAUGGCAGCACGAUUGACACGGAAAGGAAGCCGCCCCAUCCCCAUCGGACGGCUCACGAUGUUCGCGUAAUCGCGUUGCGUUCCGCGAGCCGAUUUUGAACGCAUUUGGGGGUACGGAUUCUCCAGUAACAUAGUGCCACGUGUCCUACAUCGUCUCGCCCACCGGUCUGCUGAAGGCCGCCCCCGCGAAUAAGAGUGCCGGAGUGGAUCGGGGAGGAGGCCGUCGAGCAAUCGCCCGGUUCCUCGAUCCGAUUGUCGCUCCCUUCCAAAGCUCCAAACAACUUGUUCUCGAUGAAUUCACGAAGCACAGUGGCAGCUACUGUUUCCUGUACAUCGGGAAACAAGGGCAGCUUCCGGAUUUUGGUUUGCUUACUCCCAGGAUUUCUGGGAGCUCCUGUUGUUGACGUGAACUUCCGGUUGUUCAAGGCCAUUGUCAGGAUUCCUUCUUCAUCAGUUGUUGUCUCGGAGAUUUGUGGAGGGAGCCAGCCUUAGCUGGAAUCAUCUGCAACUAUUCAUAUUACAUCUGCCAUUUUCUUAACAUUCUUAGAGAUGGUUUCUUCCCAGAUAUCUGGUCUUACCAGGACACAUGUUGACAAGUCCUUCAAGAGACAAAUACUUCUUCCUAUGGGUCCCCCUGAUGUUGUGCUCUCUGAGAACAUGGAGUUUGAUUUUUCUGAUGUAUUUGGUCCUGCCCCAGUUCAAGCCUCGAUUCGAGUAAAUAAUGUGACCUCUGAGAAUUCUCUUCCUGCAUCAGAUUCAAAUGAGGAAGUUUAUGAUGACCCAAUGGUCAUUUGCAAGAGAUCACAUUCUCUGGUGGGGCCGAUGGCUCGUGUUAAUCAGUCCUUGCAGCUCAGCAAGCUCACAUUGCAUGAGACUGAGAACUCAUUGGAACUCAUAGAGAGUGCUUCUGCAGAGACAGGAGAUCGAGAGCCAUCCAUCUGCAGUACUGAAAAGCAUGAUACCAUAUCUGAGAAGAGUGAGGGUGUAGGGCUGGAUGAUUUUGAAGUUAUGAAGGUUGUCGGGCAAGGGGCAUUUGGAAAGGUGUUUCAGGUGAAGAAGAAGGGCACCUCAGAAAUAUAUGCAAUGAAGGUCAUGAGAAAGGAUAAGAUUAUGGAAAAGAAUCAUGCGGAGUACAUGAAAGGUGAGAGAGAUAUACUGACAAAAAUUGAUCAUCCUUUCAUUGUUCAGCUCAGAUACUCUUUCCAGACAAAAUACCGAUUAUACCUAGUGCUGGACUUCAUAAACGGGGGCCACUUAUUUUUUCAGCUGUAUCAUCACGGUCUAUUCAGAGAAGAUCUGGCACGCAUAUACACAGCCGAAAUAGUGUCUGCUGUUUCCCACCUUCAUGCAAAUGGUAUAAUGCACCGGGACCUCAAACCUGAGAACAUACUGCUGGAUGCUGAUGGUCAUGCCAUGUUGACUGACUUUGGCCUGGCGAAGCAGUUUGAUGAGAGCACUAGAUCAAAUUCCAUGUGUGGCACAGUAGAGUAUAUGGCACCAGAAAUUGUCCUUGGAAAAGGCCAUGAUAAGGUUGCUGACUGGUGGAGUGUUGGUAUCCUGUUGUUUGAAAUGCUUACUGGAAAGCCACCUUUUGUCAGCGGCAACCGGGAGAAGGUUCAGCAGAAAAUAGUGAAGGACAAGAUAAAACUGCCAGCAUACCUGUCCAGUGAAGCUCAUUCCCUGUUGAAAGGCUUGUUGCAGAAAGAGGCAAGCAAACGCCUUGGUGGUGGACCUCGUGGUAGCAGUGAGAUAAAGAGCCACAAGUGGUUCAAAACAAUCAAUUGGAGGAAACUGGAGGCUCGGGAAGUCCAACCAAGCUUCCGGCCCAAUGUUGCUGGCAAGAACUGUGUUGCCAACUUUGAGGAGUGCUGGACCAGCAUGCCAUUGUUGGAUUCUCCGGUUGCCAGUCCAGUUGCUGGGGACAGCAAUUUCGCAGGAUUCACUUAUGUGAGGCCUGCUCCUUUUCUUCAGAAGCCGAGUCCCCUAGGCUGAAAGAAACUGGAUCCUACGUCUAUAUAUGGAUAGAGCACCCAAAAUUGUUUGCAAUUAGAAGAUGGCAGCUACAGUCUAGUCUUACGGACACUUUCGCUCCAGUUAUUCCUACUCUAAUUCAGUCAAUAAACAUGCAUGAUAAUCUUCCACUUCUGUUGUGUGCGUGUUUUUUGUUCUCCACUUGACCCAGCGAGCGUAAUUGUGUUUAGCUUAAAUUAAGUCUACCUAAGCAUAUUGUUUUAAAUCCAA
Elaeis guineensis (African oil palm) is the source of this 2298-nucleotide messenger RNA. RefSeq names its product serine/threonine-protein kinase AtPK2/AtPK19. Lineage: Eukaryota; Viridiplantae; Streptophyta; Magnoliopsida; Arecales; Arecaceae. Gene Ontology annotation, biological process: protein phosphorylation. The record is from RefSeq and is a predicted model, not a curated record. Gene Ontology annotation, molecular function: ATP binding; protein serine/threonine kinase activity.